AUGCUUUGCAAUGGCCUACCAUUGGGCCCAGAGUGGAGGAAUGAAUUGAAAGCUUUUUGGACUAUGUACAGGCUGGUGAAUCCACACCAUGAAGCUUUUGCUUCACCUCAGAGGUUGGAGUGGACACUGCCGUUUCUUUAUCAUGGAGAUGAAGGAAGGGGCCGUCUACGCAGAGCUGUGCUUGUUUGCAGCUACCAGCCACUUCUGUCCUCAAAAGGGCACAGCUUCAAGAGCAGACUAUUAGCUUCCGUGUUUCCAGGCGAACGAUAUGCAUGCCUUGAAGGUGAGGAAACUCUGGAGACAUUGCAUACUGUUAUUGCGGACGACCUCAGGGAUCUCUUCUACAAUGGACUUGAGGUGCAGUUGCCUGAUGGAACAUCAAAGCAGAUCUAUGUGGCAUUCUGUGGUGUAAAGGGAGACUGGCCUUGGCAAAGCAGCUGUGUUGCAUUUCAAUGCAUUACUGAUUCACGAACAAACCAUAUUAAUCACAUGGAUGUGUAA
Molecule: messenger RNA, 501 nt
Organism: Durusdinium trenchii
Lineage: Eukaryota; Dinophyceae; Suessiales; Symbiodiniaceae
Source: the annotation of a GenBank genome assembly